AUGAAAAGCUCUGGUUUUGCCCUCUGCCUGCUCCCUGCUAUAUUUUGUCUCUUUUGGACUCUUUCUACUGGGCAGAAGAUACUGCAUUUGGGAAAAUGCGUGAUUUCCACACACCUUCAGAAACUAAGAAACGAAUUUUCUGAGAUACGGACCAGUGUGCAAGCUCAAGACAAAAACACUGACAUCAGGAUUUUGAGGAGAUCGGAGUCUUUACAAGACACCAAGCAAUCAGAUCAGUGCUGCCUCCUCCGUCACUUACUAAGACUCUACUUGAGCAGAGUUUUCAGAAACUACAAGACUUCUGACCACCACACACUCCGGAAGAUCAGCAGUCUCGCCAAUUCCUUUCUUACCAUCAAGAAUGGCCUCCGGCUCUGCCAUGACAAAAUGGCAUGCCACUGUGGAGAAGAAGCAGAGGAGAAAUUCAGCCAGAUUCUGAAUCUCUUCGGAGAGCUGGAGCCUCAGGCAGCUGUGGUGAAAGCCUUGGGGGAGCUCGACAUUCUCCUGCAAUGGAUGGAAGGGACAAGGCAGGAGAAAAGGGAUGUUGUUGAGAGCAUUCCUGGCUAA
This is a messenger RNA of Elephantulus edwardii (Cape elephant shrew), 567 nucleotides long. RefSeq names its product interleukin 20 (gene IL20). Bases 1 to 567 code for a protein of 188 amino acids. Lineage: Eukaryota; Metazoa; Chordata; Mammalia; Macroscelidea; Macroscelididae. The transcript has 5 exons. The record is from RefSeq and is a predicted model, not a curated record.